ACAGAACACUCGAGUCUCGCACGACCAUUGUCAUAGCGCGGAUUCGCGCGUAGCAACGUAUCGCGCGAGAGGAGUUUGGACGAAGCCGAACAAACAAAGAAGAUAGGAUAAUGCUAAUUGCAUUACGCAGAAUUUCCGCGAUCGGUUCGUUUCGUGUUCGUCCAUCGGUUGAACCAUGAUCGAAUCAUAUGGUGACGUACGAAAUUGAAACGUUCGCUUCCCUUGCUUCCUAUCGCGGUCCAACGUAGAUAUCUGCGCGCGUACAAUUCCCGUUUCCUUCGUUCUUUUUUCUUAUAUUUCCUGUCUACCGGCAACCGGGCGUAUGUUCCGAUGCGGCACGUGCCAGAAAUAGACGGUAUCCCUUGUUUCGGACGCGACGCAGGGGGUGUAACGACAUUUAAACGUUCUGGAUCGGCUGGUGCAACACCCUCGGUCCUCAGUUUGCUCGAACGAGUUCGUCGAAUGCGAUCGUUGUCUCUCCCGUAAGCGUUCGGUAAAUUAUUCGUCGAGUAAUCGUCGGUCUCUGUUCCGUGUGUGCGAGUCGAUCCAACGUCUACCUCGUAACGAUGCGAAUCAAUCGUCGUUUAAUCAAUUAGAACGAUCGUAUCAAGGGGUCUGCACACGAGACGGUUUAACGAACUCGACGGACACCUACGCUUUGGUAGCGGAUACGUUUUCGCGAAAUUCUCGACAAUCGAACGCAGAAUCGAAUAAGCGGACUUAAACCGAUUCGAACGAAUCCACGACCUCAUGGGUAGAAACGGAGUCGGUCCUGUGAUCAGGAUGUCGUCUGCGAGCACUCAUGCUGCCGGAGGCGUCGAAUGUUGCUUCUGUAGGUGUUGCACGUGCAUACACAUCGAAUUUCUGAAAACUAUGCCCGGAGUAUUGAAGCUGUGCGAAACGAUUAUCAGUGGUCUGGUACAAAGCUUGCUAAUUAAUUACGGUCUGAAAUACAGUACAACGAUUGGUUCGGCUUUCGAAGGAUCUCUGACCACGUCGUCCGCUUGUUUCUUGACGUCAGCGGUGUUACUCGCUUGCUAUAUUGUAUCCGAAAAAUCAUACAGGAUGAUCAGAUCCUCUCUUUUCGAAAUGAUGUUUAACGCUUUAGCCUCCUUCUUGUAUUUAAGCUCAGCCUCUUAUUUGGCGUUCUCUACGAAGAUCUUUCUUCUCCCUGACUAUUAUAUUAGACCAGGAUUCGACGUCUAUCCCGCAAUGACUGCGGCUUACAUUAUGAGCGGCUUCGUGGGAGUACUACACGGUGUGGAUGCAUAUUUCUCUUACGUUCAUUAUCGAACCGGAAGAUGAAGAAGAAGAGAUA
Molecule: messenger RNA, 1318 nt
Organism: Megachile rotundata (alfalfa leafcutting bee)
Lineage: Eukaryota; Metazoa; Arthropoda; Insecta; Hymenoptera; Megachilidae
Gene: sing
Product: MARVEL domain-containing protein sing
Cellular component (GO): membrane
Source: RefSeq, a predicted model, not a curated record